AUGGAUUAUCAGCAGAAGCUAUCACUACGGUUUAACAAGUGGUCUGAUUCAAAGGUUAGCAGAAAGUAUAUUGACGAUGAUGUUGCCUUCCAUGUUCUUUCAAAACUCCCCGUUAAAUCAUUGAAGCGUUUUGGUUGCGUACGCAAAUCAUGGUCCAUUUUAUUUGAAAAUUCUCAUUUCAUCAAUAUGUUCCGCAACCAUUUCAUAUCUCAUAGCAAUUCCGACGAUCAUCGUACAUAUCUCCUCAUAUUUAAACGUGAUUGUGCUGAUCGUUACCAUCCUGAAUUGCAUUUGCUCGAUAGUAGAAUCAAAUUAACUUUGCCACCUCCAUUUCAAGAGGAUGACUUUUAUCUUAAUAUUUUGGGAAAAACAAGUGUUAGCGGUGUUUUUUGUAUCGGGACAAAGGAUGUAAGGGGAGAUUCUAAUAAGGUCAAAUAUGUAUUGUGGAACCCAGCUAUCGAAGAAUUCGUUGUCAUUCCUCCUAGCCCCGAUGAGCUUGUACCAAAACACCCUCGCCUUGGCGUGUUUCAUGGCUUUCAUGGGUUUGGUUAUGACCAAGUAAGAGAUGACUUUAAGAUGAUUCAAUAUGUAACGUUUGAUAGCUCAAGUUGUAAUGACUAUGAUCCUGAUUCUCCUCCACCACAAGUGAAAAGCACUUAUAAAUCUCUUCUAAACAACCUAGUUCUUGGAAUUUGUGAACAAUUUCAAGAAUUAUCGGAUCUUUGGAUAGAAGAUAACAUAAAAUCAUUACAGAUUAUGGAAGGAAACCAUCACAGUUCACAGGAAGGAAGGUACAUGAGCAACAUGUAUGAAGAUGAAGAUGAAGAUGAACGGGUAGACAUUGAAGCUAAUCUGUUUGAUGGAAGGUUGGAGGGUUUGGCUAAGUGGUGGUUAUGGUUGCAUCCUAUCCUCAUUACUUUCAGCCAGCAUGUUUAA
Messenger RNA from Lathyrus oleraceus (garden pea), 936 nucleotides. Its product is annotated as F-box only protein 8. The transcript is spliced from 4 exons. The coding region runs from base 1 to 936 and encodes 311 amino acids. Lineage: Eukaryota; Viridiplantae; Streptophyta; Magnoliopsida; Fabales; Fabaceae. The record is from RefSeq and is a predicted model, not a curated record. Gene Ontology annotation, molecular function: protein binding.